ACAGAGUUCGUGGAACUGGGUCGUCCCGGCUCCCAAAGGGGACAUUUCACCUUAAAAAAAACAACUUGUAUUUGCAAGUUUCCACAAUGAGCGUAUAUUACUUUUGAAAUGUUAUUUGUACGUCUGUUUAACUACAUAAAAGUCAGAAAGAAACCCGAGAGCCAGUUACCCCAGCAACCCACCAACCUGCGCAGGGUGAAGUCCACCCUGCCCCGCGCCUUGGACAGAGGGACCCGGAAGCUGCGCCCUACUGAGUCUCCGGAAAAUUCCGAAGCCAUUUCCGAAGCGGCACCGGCCGGCGCUGCCCGAGGCGCUGCGUUUCGGAGCGUGCGCAGAAGGCGUCGUUUGCGCAUGCUCCGUGGCGGUCCUGGCCGGAGGACUCGCGCCAGCGCGGCGCAGCCCCCUAGUCCGGCCCGACGGGGGCCAUGGCGGCAAGCCUGUGGAUGGGCGACCUGGAGCCCUACAUGGAUGAGAACUUCAUCUCCAGAGCCUUUGCCACCAUGGGGGAGACCGUGAUGAGCGUCAAAAUUAUCCGAAACCGCCUCACUGGGAUCCCAGCUGGUUACUGUUUUGUAGAAUUUGCAGAUUUGGCCACAGCCGAGAAGUGUUUGCAUAAAAUUAAUGGGAAACCCCUUCCAGGAGCCACACCUGCAAAACGUUUUAAACUGAACUAUGCUACUUAUGGGAAACAACCAGAUAACAGCCCUGAGUACUCCCUCUUUGUGGGGGACCUGACCCCAGACGUGGAUGACGGCAUGCUGUAUGAAUUCUUUGUCAAAGUCUACCCCUCCUGCCGGGGAGGCAAGGUGGUUUUGGACCAGACAGGCGUGUCUAAGGGCUAUGGUUUUGUGAAGUUCACAGAUGAACUGGAACAGAAGCGAGCCCUGACAGAGUGCCAGGGAGCAGUAGGACUGGGAUCUAAACCAGUGCGGCUGAGUGUGGCAAUCCCUAAAGCUAGUCGUGUGAAGCCCGUGGAAUACAGUCAGAUGUACAGUUACAGCUACAACCAGUAUUACCAGCAGUACCAGAACUACUAUGCUCAGUGGGGCUAUGACCAGAAUACAGGCAGCUACAGCUACAGUUAUCCCCAGUAUGGCUAUACCCAGAGCACCAUGCAGACCCCAUGCCACAGCUGGAUGUGACCGAGGCCAACAAGGAGUUCAUGGAGCAGAGUGAGGAGCUGUAUGAUGCACUGAUGGAUUGUCACUGGCAGCCCCUGGACACAGUGUCUUCAGAGAUCCCUGCUGUGAUGUAGCCAAGACAAAGGACAGGCCAGAAUGGAGGACUAUGUGAGGGAGAAAAGACUUCUUUAAAAACAACUCAAGAACUUUCACCUUUUGGGAAAUGUUUUAUACGAUUUUAAUAAUCAACUUUCAUGAGAUUAUGAAUAUUAGUGCAACACUGCUGCCUUUAUUUGAUAGCCCUUUGAGUUUGAAAACCAAGGGACCAACUUGAAGAGGGUUGAACAAGGUUCCCAUGUGUCUUCAAACAAUCAUUUAUCCAGUAGUUAUCUGAACUCCUGGAGGUAACAGUUUGGAUUUUUUAUGGUUUUAAAAAUCUAAAAAGGGGAGAGGGAGAAACAUUGGUUACCUCCUGUUGACACCCUGAUCUGGACUGAAGCCAUAACCUGGGCAUGUGCCCUACCUGGGAAUUGAACCUGUGACACAGGAGGACACUCAACCAAGCCAGACAAGCCAAGGCUGGAAUUACUAACCAAAGUAGAAUUACAAAUGAUAUGAAUCAGUUUAGCCAGGGACCCUUCUCAGGUGACACCUAAGUCCUUUUAAUUCUCUGGGAUCUGAAUAUAUGGAUUACCUGCUAUAUAAAAUGAGCAAUUUCUGCCUGCCA
This is a messenger RNA of Myotis myotis, 1848 nucleotides long. It is a transcript of the gene TRNAU1AP, whose product is annotated as tRNA selenocysteine 1 associated protein 1. Gene Ontology annotation, biological process: selenocysteine incorporation. The transcript has 8 exons. Gene Ontology annotation, molecular function: tRNA binding. Gene Ontology annotation, cellular component: nucleus. Bases 426 to 1142 code for a protein of 238 amino acids. The record is from RefSeq and is a predicted model, not a curated record. NCBI's taxonomy places the organism in Eukaryota, Metazoa, Chordata, Mammalia, Chiroptera, Vespertilionidae.